This is a messenger RNA of Lucilia sericata (common green bottle fly), 2012 nucleotides long. Its product is annotated as glucose dehydrogenase [FAD, quinone]-like. Gene Ontology annotation, molecular function: ecdysone oxidase activity; flavin adenine dinucleotide binding. The transcript is spliced from 3 exons. Lineage: Eukaryota; Metazoa; Arthropoda; Insecta; Diptera; Calliphoridae. The coding region runs from base 129 to 2012 and encodes 627 amino acids. The record is from RefSeq and is a predicted model, not a curated record.
AUUAGACACCAAUGUUUAGUAAAGAGUUGGAAACGUUAAAAGUCGGAGGAGGAAUUUGAUGAAUUUUUUUGUAGAGAAAAAAUCAAAAUUGGAUUUCAAGAUAUAAAAUAUAGAAAAAAGCUUUAGUAAUGAAAAGGGAGGUUCUUUUGGCGGUUAUUAUAACCUUAGUCCUCCUAGUCAACGUCAGUGGUAAUGAGGCUGAGGAUAGACUGAAUAUUUUAAAUGAAUUGUUCAGAAAUGUCUACAAUAACAUAACAGAACCCAAGGUACCUUUCGACAAUCAAAAUAUAUGGCCUAAAGCUAAUGCAGGUCACCUUUCUAGUUAUGAUUAUAUAGUCAUAGGUGCUGGUACUGCUGGAUCCAUUGUUGCCAGUCGUUUAAGUGAAAAUCGUCUGAAUACAGUUUUAGUUAUAGAAGCAGGAGGUGAUCCUCCUUUAAUAUCUGAAGUAAGUGAGAUUAAAAGCUUAAAAAAACAUGAUUUAUUCUCUAAUACCUCUUACACCUGGAAUGAUUAUACCGAACCGAAUCCUAACUGCUGUCAGGGUAUGAAAAAUGAACGCUGUUAUUGGCCGCGUGGUAAAAUGUUGGGUGGUACGGGUGGCAUUAAUGGCAAUGUUUUUCUAGAGGGUAGACCUGAAGACUAUAAUGAAUGGCAGCAGCAGGGCAAUAAAGAAUGGGCGUGGGAGAAGGUUCAAAAGUAUUUUACAAAAGCCAAAACAGAUGUCCGCCUUGAAAAUCCUUCUAAGGGAUCAUUAGUUUUAAAUAAUUUUCAACGUUCGCAAGAUUUUCAAAUAACAAAGGAGUUAUUUUCAAAAUCCAUAGGAAAAUCGGAAAUGGGUGUGAAUAAGGGCAUACUAGACAAUCUGGAAGCCACUAUUUUUCAAGGUGAACGCAUGAGUACGGCUAAAACCUAUUUGGCUAGAGUGGCCAAAGAACGUAAACAUAAUUUGCAUAUUCUAAAGAAUAGUGAGGCCAUUAAAAUAAAUUUUAGAGAUAAAACAGCCUUAGGGGUGGAAUUUAUAACACAAAAUCUUGCCCGGCAUUAUGUCAAGGCCAAAAAAGAAAUUAUUGUUAGUGCAGGAGCUAUAAAUUCUCCUAAACUAUUAAUGUUAUCGGGUAUAGGACCCUCGGAACUUUUAAAUAAGUUAAAUAUACCCCUGAUCAAAAACCUGCCUGUAGGACAGAAUUUACAAGAUCAUGGCAUGAUGCCUUUGUUAUUGAAAUUUACCAAAAAUAUACCCCCGAUAAAUAAUCAGACUUUGGAAAAGUCCCUUAAAGAAUUUUUCUUAAAACGUUCUGGACCUUUAGCCAGUAAUGCUAAUUUGGUGAGUUUUAUUAAUACUUUAGACUUAGAUAGUGAUAAAAAACCAGAUGUCAUGUUGGUAACUGAGAUAACCAGAUUUACUGAAAGUUCCAAUGUUUUUGAAUUUUUACAAUUUAAAGAGGAAAUUUGCCAAUUAUACUUAAAGCAAGUGGAUAACCAAUUGGUUUUACAAAUAUUUGGUCUCUUAGUUAGACCCAAAUCCAGGGGCUCCGUUAAAUUGAAGUCUUCCAAUCCUUUUGAAGGCCCCGCUAUAGUAAAUAAUUAUGCUUCGGUUUUAGAAGAUCGUUUAGCUUUAGGGCGCUUUGUGCGCUUUAUACAAUUUCUUAUAGAAAGUCCCGAAUUCCAGUAUUAUGGUUUAGAAUUGGUAACUAUACCUUUAGAGGAAUGUGAUCUAUUUAAAGCAGAUUCUGAUGAAUAUUGGAGGUGUUAUAUUAAGUAUUUUUAUAUUAGUGCCUGGCAUGGGGCUGGUAGUUGCCGCAUGGGUCCUAUUAAUGAUUCAUCUGCAGUAGUAGAUGAUAUGUUAAAGGUUCAUGGGGUCCAGGGUUUAAGAGUGAUUGAUGCCAGCAUUAUGCCUAAUAUAACAAGCGCCAAUACUAAUGGUCCCACUAUUAUGAUAGCAGAGAAGGGGGCUCAACUAGUUUUAGAUGAUUGGUUCGAAAAGAGAGGGAACUACUUACCCGAGGUUUAG